Messenger RNA from Penicillium brevicompactum, 2361 nucleotides. RefSeq lists its product as uncharacterized. Gene Ontology annotation, molecular function: carbohydrate binding; oxidoreductase activity. The coding region runs from base 1 to 2361 and encodes 786 amino acids. The transcript has 11 exons. Lineage: Eukaryota; Fungi; Ascomycota; Eurotiomycetes; Eurotiales; Aspergillaceae. The record is from RefSeq and is a predicted model, not a curated record.
AUGGCUUCCGAGCCCUCACCUCAUGAGUACUAUCAGAUCAAAGCUCGGUUCCCGGUCAGCGACUCCGAUCCCGAUGACGGUAUCAAUCGGAAAGUCUUUGUGCGACAGGACAUCGACGAAUGGAGUAGCAAAAAGUCAAACAAAAAGCAAGUUGAUCUAUUCAUACUAGCAUUGGAUAAAUUCCAGAAGCUAGAUCCGAAGGAACGGUUAUCGUAUUUUCAGAUCGCUGGUAUUCACGGUCAACCAUUUGUGCGAUGGGAUGAUCCCAGCCCGGAGCCCAUGAAGAAUGGAUAUUGUUUCCAUUCUCAUGUGAUAUUCCCUAUUUGGCAUCGCCCAUAUGUGUUUCUCUUCGAGCAAGUCGUAUACGACAUUAUGGUCAAUGAGGUAAUCCCUCAAUUUCCCGAGGACCGUCAGGCUGCAUGGCGAGAGCAUGCCGAGUCAUGGCGUCUGCCAUUCUGGGACUGGGCGAGAAAUGGUCGAGUUCCUGACCUGGCGAAAUACCCCACCAUCACUGUUCCCAGGCCACAGGGAGGAUUGGUUCGCAUUGACAACCCGUUGUUCCAGUUCUGCAUGCCAACGGAUGAGCCUAUGCGAAGUGAGGGUGUAGGCACUGAGAACACUUGGCAAGAUGAUGCGGAGCAAGAAGAGUACAAGGAUUUUGGAAACGCGAUCGGAACUAGUCGUUGGCCCGAUGAGGAAGACCAGAAGCCAACCAGUGAGGGCUGGCGACACGGUGUUGUCAAUAAUCGCAAGGUUGCCGAUGCAUUCAACUCCCACGAGGGAUACAACGACAAGAACCAUGGCCCCGCUGCUGAGAUGGUAUAUCGACUGCUCACUGUGCCGAUGGACUAUACCACGUUUGCCAGUACCAACCCAACCUCGAAGGAUCAAAAGGUCGAGGAAGAUUUAAACAUUGAAUAUAUCCACAACAAUAUUCACGGUUGGACAGGCGACGCAGGUCAUAUGGGAAAUGUCCCAGUAGCAUCUUUUGAUCCACUCUUCUUCCUUCAUCACUGCAAUAUUGAUCGCCUGUUUGCAAUUUGGCAAGCUUUGAACCCGGAAAAGUGGCUUGACAAUGUUGACGGGGAUAAUGCUACUAUACGCGACUCGCAUGGCAAACAACAAGCGGUCAACGGAGAUACGCCACUCCAGCCAUUCAGGCGCGACGCAGAGGGGAGCUAUUGGACACCAGAAGGGGUCCGGCACACCCCAAAUCUUGGAUACUCGUAUCCUGAAUUGCCCCGGUGGGAUGUCAAGUAUCGCCAGCAGGAUGGAGCACUUGAUCAAGAUCUGUUUCAAAAGAGCAUUAUCACCACCGUGAACAAACUCUAUGGUGUAUCUCGUGACCUCGCUUUGGAUCCAAAUGCGCCUGUCACAGAUGGAGUCCAGGCCAUCGAUGGCGGGCUGCAAGUCACUGACUUUGCUUUCAGUAUUCGUUUCUUGAAAUAUGCCUUUGGCGGCCAGCCGUUUUGGGUGAAGUUGUAUCUCGCCCAGGAGGACGGGGUACAGACUCCUCUCACAGAUCUUAUCGCAGAAGUUUACAACUUCAGUCAAAAGCCCGAGCUAGAUGGAGCGUCUUCGCUGUCUCGCGACGAGGUGUUGGCUUAUAUAGAAAAGCGCGCAUACUGGAGGGUUGUCAAGAACGGAAAGGAGCUACCCCGGUACGAUGUCGAAAAGCUUGACCUCGAGAUCAUCGGCAGCAGCAACGACACGAACCAUUUUUCGGACCCCGCCAAACCCCCGGCAUUCGAAAACUUCAAGAAGGAGCCAACAAUCACAGGAGGUGCAGAUGGUGCACUUGAUCCAGAACUGAAGCAGCCGAAAAUUGAUCCUCCUGCUCCCCGACCGAAACGCCCAAGAGCAAACCUACCUCUCCAUGGCAGUCUGCGCUUCCGACAGACUCUCAAAGCAGACAGCGUUAUUCUCCUCGAAGCAUCCAGUGUUGACCUUGUCGCUCCCGAUACUCCGGUUGAUAUGACCUGGGUUUCCAUCACAGAUGAUUUGAACGACGUCAUACUUCACUUCUCUAUUCGCCGAGGUGAAGGUCAGAUAAUUUUCAAUUCCAAACUCGACGGGUCUUGGGGAGAAGAGGAGCGUAUAACCCUGGGCCAUCGCUUCGGUAACGAGGAGGGUGCUACAAUCUUGAUUCAUGAUCAAGGUGAGGGCUUUGAAGUGUGGAUUGACUGGGUACACGCCAUAUGGUUCGCCAAACGGGCUAAGGGUAGGACGCCUGAGGCAAUUCGGUACGGUCUUGGGGAUAAGCAGGGAACAUCCAUUCUCUCUGAUGAACUUGAAGUGCGCACAUAUCCGUCUAUGAAGGCGCUGUUCCUGCAAAAACAUGCCCACGAGGAGGAGAAGUAG